Molecule: messenger RNA, 339 nt
Organism: Tricharina praecox
Lineage: Eukaryota; Fungi; Ascomycota; Pezizomycetes; Pezizales; Pyronemataceae
Exons: 4
Coding region: 1-339 (112 amino acids)
Source: RefSeq, a predicted model, not a curated record
AUGGCGGUGGCUGCCGCAGCCGGCCAAGUGAACGUGGACGUGGACGGGACGUGGACGGGGACGGGGACGUCGAUUUCGCCACUCAGUAUCUACAGUCUACUUGCUGACUUAUGGGAGCAUGCUUAUGCCUCGAUUUUGGGUGGGUACUCUGGCUGGCUGGCUGCCGUCUCCUGGCUGCUGCCCGUUGCCCGCUCGACGCUGCUGCAUUCGCUGCUCGCUGCUUGCCUGCAUUCGCUCGCCGAUCGCGAACCACCCUACGCCACCGUCUGCAGCGGCGGCGAGAACAAAGAAGAAGACGAAGAAGAAGAGAAGAAGAAGAAGCGUAACAGAAGAACGUAG